AUGAAGGCUUCAUUAUCUGUAGCUUUUAUGAUCUUCUCUCUUCUCCUUGCUUUUACCACGAAAACAUUGCUAGUACUGGGGGCUCAGGCUCAGCUUUAUCCGGUGAUUGACAUAGAUGGCGACAUGGUCGUCGCCGGUGCUGAAUAUUACCUCAUGGAGUGGACAGGAGGAGCAAAGUCCGUCAACGGUGGUCUUGAUCUCUCUGAUCGUGGAAGACACCAAACCUGUCCUUUGGAUGUCUUCCGUCAUACCACCCACACGUUUGGCCGUGCACUAACGUUUUCACCUGCAGUCGAAACCCAAGAAAAUGUCAUCUACCAAUCCUCUGAUCUCAACAUCAAAUUCACCGGUGCACCACCCAUCUGCAAUAACACCACAACAGCAGUGUGGAAGGUCGACAGCUACGAUGAAAAGUUUGGGAAAUGGUUUAUAACGACCAACGGAGUUGAAGGAAACCCGGGAGCCGAGACGUUGCUUAACUGGUUUCAAUUUGAGAAUCUAACUACUGAAGCUAAGCAUGCUUACAGAAUUGUUCAUUCUCCUGGUGGGGUUUGCGAGACAUGGCCACAUUUAAGCAGCAAUCUUGGUGUUUAUGAGACUGAUGAUGGAAUUUUGUGGCUGAUCUUCCACAUCAGAAAAGAUUUUCUUGGAUUGUUUCCGCUUUGA
Molecule: messenger RNA, 666 nt
Organism: Diospyros lotus (date-plum)
Lineage: Eukaryota; Viridiplantae; Streptophyta; Magnoliopsida; Ericales; Ebenaceae
Product: 21 kDa seed protein-like
Exons: 2
Coding region: 1-666 (221 amino acids)
Molecular function (GO): endopeptidase inhibitor activity
Source: RefSeq, a predicted model, not a curated record